UAAGAGAGCCCCAAAAGGGCCCCCCAAAGGAACAAAAGGGCCCCCCAAAACUUCCUGAGGGUUUUUUUUGCCCCAGGCUUCCAAAAAGUUCUAGGCAGCCCUGAUCAUACAACUGUUAAAACGUACUAACGCAAACCCGGAGCCGGGUUUUUUUUCCGGGAUUGCACGGCACUAAUGAAACCAAUAGAAAUAUAUUUGUCAAAAUUAACACUCAAAGGUGUUCUGUAACCUUAGAUGAUCGCAUAAACGAACAUCUUCUAUGUUGACUUUUCUAUUUAGCUUCACAUCGAGGACAAUUGUAUUUUACGGGACAGUGCAUAUAAAGUCCUAGACAUGUCAGGCCGGGAUGCUUUGUUCCACUACGCAACCACAAUUGAUCGGCAUCUUUUAAAGAUGGAUCGACUGCUCGAAGCGACAAAAAGGCUUUUAGAUUUGUCUUCUUACUUUGAUGUAAACGAGCAUCCUUUUAAGAUGUCGCUAUCAUUUGUCGCAACAAGAAUCCUUCGAUCGUCCAAAGAUGACGAGAAAUAUGGUGAAAGUAAUUUGGGAUUGAUAUUCUCUGAGGAGAGAAAUUGCGGGAAGACUCUGACGUUACGUCUGAUUGCCAAAUUUCAGGGAAUUGCCCAAAGUCGUCACCCACUACUAUUAUCAGGUGGGAAUCAGAACACAUCUGGCACAUCUGGAAAAAUGGCAUUGGAGAGUUUAAGCAAAUCGUCCUUGGUAUCCUUACUUGACGAUUCAAUAAUCAACCAGAAUCUGGGUGAAUUUUUGAACCAGGUGCAGGGUGGUCUGGCGCAGGGUUCAUCCAAAUCUGGUCUUUUGUACCCGAAAGGAAGCUUACUACUUUCCAGCAAUAAAAAAGAAGUACAAAGGAUAUUAGGAAGAGUGGUCAGGUUCGACUACCGACUCAAUCCCAAUCAUGAAGACCACAAUGAAGCUGCUUUGACAAAAUUCGCCUGUGGCAAUAAGGGUAUUCUGGUUGCAUGGUGCAUGCGAUUUCUUCCUAUCUAUGAAGAGAUAAUAGAAUCGUAUUUUGAAGAUGUGAAAUGCAUUCUGAAGGCGCAUUUCAAUACAGGAUGUCAAAUGCGAUGGAUUAAAGGUGUUGCAUAUAACCUCAUUACGUACACAAUGAUACAUGCAUCUGCUCAGAAACAUCCCGACCUAACAAAUGCCAUCACCAUGGUCAUACAGGGAAACAUGAGUCGUUCUGCGGAAAAGUCUACUAUACAAAGAUUAAUGGUGGAUAUUUAUUCACUUAUUCUGCAGUCAAAAUCGAAAGAUGUUUCUUGUUUGACAUGGAUAAAUCCACUCCCAAAGGUCCAAAUUACAGAAAACGGAUCGUGGGAGAAAGCCAUUUGCAUCAAGACGGUCAUGAUAGGAGAAAUGCAAAACGUUUCUUGGACGGAAGUAAAACAAGAAAUACAGAGUUCCACAGUAAACGGCUGGGAACAGAGAAGCAUUUGUUUCGCAAAAGGCAGCAACGCAAACCUCGCUGACGUGCGCUCUAAAAGGAAUUCAACGCUUGUAACAACUGGACAAGGGUUCAAAAUCCCACAGAAGUUAUUGGACCCUCUUUUUAUCGAGUGGGUAAAUUUUGUUACUGGUAAUAACGGUCAGCUGCAGCCAGACGUGGACUUUAUCGAAGCGCUGACAAACAAAGAAGAACACGGAGAUGACAUGGAAAGAAAUUUGGAGAAAGAUGAGGCAGACACGGUCCGUUCCAUAGAACAAGAGAUCGUGGAAAAAGUGUCAGAUUAUUGUGAUAGGAUCAGGCAAGGAUAUCACAAUACAAAUGACGACGUACCUUCAUCGCCGUCAAAUGCGCAAGACUAUUCACAAUUUUUGUCACCUGAAUCAAAGAAAUUGUACAACAGAUUCACCCCGAAACGGUUAAAGGCUUUUGACAUGGCUGUUAAAGCAGUAGAACGAGCAAGCCGGUUAUUAAGUGAAGAGCCAACAGCACAUGAUCGUACGAUAGAUACUGCGAUAGAUACUGCAUCAGGUUCAGGUAUUAAUCAAACACCCAUCCCGAGUAAUAGUGAGGUAAACCCAAAGAGGAAACUGCUAUUCGCGCAAGGAGCAUUUGGGGUUAUGAACGAUAGCACUGAAGGUAUAAUACAUGCUAGGAUUUUAUACGUUAGCAGUUUUAAGUAUAAUUGA
Messenger RNA from Dendronephthya gigantea, 2160 nucleotides. RefSeq lists its product as uncharacterized. The coding region runs from base 334 to 2160 and encodes 608 amino acids. The record is from RefSeq and is a predicted model, not a curated record. Lineage: Eukaryota; Metazoa; Cnidaria; Anthozoa; Malacalcyonacea; Nephtheidae. The transcript has 14 exons.